Molecule: messenger RNA, 2826 nt
Organism: Gymnodraco acuticeps
Lineage: Eukaryota; Metazoa; Chordata; Actinopteri; Perciformes; Bathydraconidae
Product: DNA topoisomerase I, mitochondrial
Exons: 20
Coding region: 337-2580 (747 amino acids)
Biological process (GO): chromosome segregation; DNA replication; DNA topological change
Cellular component (GO): chromosome; nucleolus
Molecular function (GO): DNA topoisomerase type I (single strand cut, ATP-independent) activity; DNA binding
Source: RefSeq, a predicted model, not a curated record
CCUGUCUGUGGGAAAACAGUAGGCUCUGUCUGUAGAAACAAACUGCACUUCAAAGUGGCAGUUCACCUCCUAGUACACACCAACGCAACACAUCAUCCUGUCAGCACAGGUCACAGAAUCAGACUGGUAACAAAAUACGCUGUAACACCACCCAAACUGGCAACCCCAGAAGUUCCUCAGCCAAUCAGCGUACAGCUGGUUUGACCCGUGCUCAGCUGAACGCGUCCGCAAGCAACAAUCGAGCGCUGUGACAAUCAAGUGGACCGCCUAAAAAGUUUGUAUUUUCUAUUAAAUGUAACGCUAGUCAAGAUUAUUUGGCGGCAUUGCAGUUGGUACAUGUACGAGAUGGGACAGCAGAAGGGCACUAAAGGAGGAGGGAAGACCAAGGAAAAAGCAACGAAGCAGCAAAGGCUAAGUGGUAAUGACAGCGCUGGUGCCUUAGGAGAUGCGAUCAAGAACAGUGCAAAGUCACCCAAACCUACACAGAAAGGUGAUGAUGAAAAGUCUCCAAAGAAGGUCAAGUCACCUAAGACUGAACCUGUGGAGUCAGCCAACGGUCCCAGGGAAUCGGUGAAACGGGAGCCACAGGAUGAUGACUUUGCCGCAAAGAAGAAAGGCAUUAAAAGAAAGAGGAUUAAGGAUGAGCCCAUAGAAGGCGCUUCACACUCCACUGCUACACCCACAUCAAAGAAUAAAGAUAAGAGAAAUGGGCAGGAAGAAAAAAGUGCUGGAGAAGAUCAGAGAAAGAAGUCAAAGAAGAGAAGAGAAAAGGCGGUAAAGAAAGAUGAUGGAGAGCACCCGGUGUCCGAAAAACCUAAGAGGACAAAAAAAGAAAUCACGGAAGCGAGGGUCAAAAAGAAGGAGGACGAGGAGAAGAGUCGCUGGAGAUGGUGGGAGGAGGAGAAGUAUGAAGAUGGCGUGAAAUGGAAGUUCCUGGAGCACAAUGGACCCUGCUUCCCCCCCGAGUACCAGCCUCUGCCAGACAACGUUCACUUCUACUAUGCUGGGAAUAAGGUGAAGCUGAGCUUGGCAGCCGAGGAGGUGUGCUUGUUCUUCGCCCAGAUGUUGGACCAUGAAUACACCACCAAGAAGGUGUUCCGGGAGAACUUUUUUACAGAUUGGAGGAAGGAAAUGACCCAUGAGGAGAGGACACUGAUCAAAGAUCUGGACAAAUGUAACUUUACAGAGCUCUUCGCCAUGCAUAAAGCCAGGGUGGAGGCCAGGAAGCUCAUGACCAAAGAGGAGAAACUGGCUGUGAAAGAGGCCAACCAGAAGAUUAUUGAUGAGUAUGGCUACUGUCUGCUGGACCACCACAAAGAGCGCAUCGGCAACUUUAAGAUUGAGCCUCCGGGGCUGUUCCGGGGCAGAGGAGAGCACCCCAAACAGGGCAUGCUGAAGACAAGGAUCCUACCAAAGCAAGUCAUCAUCAACUGCAUGAAAGGAUCCCGUGUCCCUGUGGCGCCUGCUGGUCACAAAUGGAAGGAGGUUCGUCAUGACAACACUGUGACAUGGCUGGCCAGCUGGACCGAGAACAUUCAGGGAUCUAUUAAAUACAUCAUGCUCAAUGCCAACUCUAAACUCAAGGGAGAAAAGGACUGGGAGAAAUAUGAAGUUGCCCGCAAACUGAAGUCAUGCGUGGGCAACAUCCGUGAACAGUACGACCAGGAUCUGAAAGCUAAACAGAUGCAAACCCGACAAAGAGCCGUGGCCCUCUACUUCAUAGACAAGCUGGCGCUGAGAGCUGGUAACGAGAAGGAUGAGGGAGAGACGGCAGACACGGUGGGUUGCUGCUCCCUGCGCGUGGAGCACAUCACCCUCCACGAGAAACUGGACGGCAGCGAGUGUGUGGUGGAGUUCGACUUCCUGGGUAAAGAUUGCAUUCGCUACUACAACAAGGUGCCCGUCAUCAAGAAGGUUUUUAAGAAUCUUAAACUUUUCAUGGAAAACAAAUCACCUGGAGAUGACGUCUUCGAUCGCCUCACUACAAUCCUGCUGAACAAGCACCUGAGUUCUCUGAUGCCCGGUCUGAGUGCCAAGGUCUUCAGGACGUAUAACGCUUCCAUCACCUUACAGCAGCAACUGAAAGAGCUGUCAAACAAGUCCGACAAUGAGCCGGAGAAACUGCUCUCUUACAACAGAGCCAACAGAGCAGUUGCAAUUCUGUGUAACCAUCAGCGGGCGGCGCCAAAGACCUUCGAUCAGUCUAUGGCUAACCUUCAGGCCAAGAUCGAUGCCCGAAAGGAGAAGCUGUCCCUCGCAAAGACAGAGUUGAAACAGGCCAAGAAGGAGGCCAAGACCAAAAGCAGCCAAGAACCCAAACUGCAGCCGCUGGUGGAGAAGAAAAUGGCGGCGGUGCAGCGCUGUGAGGAGCUGCUGCUGAAGAUGGAGUUGCAGGCGACUGACAAAGAGGAAAACAAGCAGAUCUCACUGGGCACCUCCAAGCUGAACUACCUGGACCCCCGCAUCAGCGUGGCUUGGUGUCGGAACAUGGUCGUACCCAUAGAUAAAAUCUACAAUAAGAGCCAGAGGGACAAGUUUGCCUGGGCCCUCGACAUGACGGAGGCGGACUUUGAGUUCUAACUUUAAGCCUCGAAAAACCCCAGUCUCACUAGAUGAUGGUAAUUGCAGAUAAGGAACCAAUGACUGUGUAAUACAUACAGAACUUUAAUAUUGCAUUCAUAUUAAAUUACUGGAGACUUCAUGUGAUAGUGUGACACGUUUCGUUUACAGCUGUGCAUUUGUCUAAUGCUUUUGGCACUUAGUUCUGUUGCUUGUUUUCUUUGUACACUGUUUUCACUCAUUUGAAUAAAGGUUCCUACAACACAG